AUGACGCCGCCGUCGCCGCCGCCGCCCCAGAGUGGCCCGCCCGGCAGAGUCCCCACGCAUCUUCAAAUGUCAGAGCUUCAGCCACUCUUCCCCGAUCCCGUUCUUCCCAGCUAUAGCCUGCCGCCUUUUUCUCGAUUUCUGCAUUCAGCAUCUUCCAACGCUUUGGCAUCUUCAGCCCUGUCAUACCUUGCAAUCGUGACAGCUGCUUUCGAACCGCCACGAGUCAACUGCACCAUCGCAGCCAUGGUUGAUCUACCUUACGCCCUCGACGCAGAAACGUAUGUCUUCUCAUCUUCAAGGCCACCUCCCAUCCCCGCGACACCCGAUCAUGCGAUAUCAUCGCCCCUCAAGGCAUCCGAGCUCCAGGUCCUCCGCGCCCAGUAUGAAAAAGAAGGCGACAUGGUCGGCGUCCAAACCAAGUUCAACUACGCAUGGGGCCUCGUAAAAUCAGACUCCCGCAACGACCAACAACUAGGCGUCCGCCUCCUCUCCGAAAUCUUCCGCGUCUCCCCCGAGCGCCGCCGCGAGUGCCUCUUCUACCUCGCCCUCGGCAACUACAAGCUCGGAAACUACGGCGAGGCCCGCCGCUACAACGAUCUCCUCCUCGAGAAGGAGCCCGCCAACCUCCAGGCCUCCAACCUGCGCCAGCUCGUCGACGACAAGGUCGCCAAGGAAGGGCUCAUGGGUGUCGCGAUCAUCAGUGGUGUCGCGGUCGCGGCGGGUGUGGUGGGUGCGUUUUUGGUGAGGAAUGUCAAGAGGAGAUAG
Messenger RNA from Colletotrichum lupini, 765 nucleotides. RefSeq names its product mitochondria fission 1 protein. Gene Ontology annotation, molecular function: protein binding. Gene Ontology annotation, cellular component: mitochondrial outer membrane; peroxisomal membrane. The record is from RefSeq and is a predicted model, not a curated record. The transcript has 5 exons. NCBI's taxonomy places the organism in Eukaryota, Fungi, Ascomycota, Sordariomycetes, Glomerellales, Glomerellaceae. Bases 1 to 765 code for a protein of 254 amino acids. Gene Ontology annotation, biological process: mitochondrial fission; peroxisome fission; autophagy of mitochondrion.